AUGUCUACCACGAGCAUUGACCCUCAGAGAUCAAAGGGGCAAGCGUCUAAAGUGCAAAAUGGUUCAUUGCAUCAGAAGGAAACUGUCCACGACAAUGACUUCGAGCCAUAUCUUAAUCCUGGGCAAUCAACUCAGAACAACAGCUAUCAGUCCAUCACAGACCCUUACCUGUCCAGCUACUACGCGCCCUCUAUCGGAUUUCCAUACCCCCUCAGUGAAGCACCUUGGUCUACUGGUGGGGACCCUCCAAUUCCUUACCUCACUCCCUAUGGACCACUGAGUAACGGAGACCAUCACUUUAUGCCUGACAAUGUCUUUGGACAGCCUGGGGGAUUGGGCAGCAACAUCUAUCCCCAUAGGUUUAAUUUUUUUCCUGAAAACCCUGCUUUCUCUGCGUGGGGCACUAGUGGUUCCCAAGGGCAGCAGACUCAAAGCUCAGCAUAUGGUGGCAGCUACAGUUAUCCCCCAAGUUCACUAGGGGGCACCUUAGUGCCUGAUGGGCAGACAGGCUUUCAUAGCGAUACCCUCAACAAGGCCCCUGGCAUGAACAGUCUGGAGCAGGGCAUGGUGGGGCUGAAGAUCGGCGGAGACAUGACAGGUCAGGGCUCAGGGGUGAAAGCAGUGGGCUCUGUGAUUGGAGGACAAGCUGUUGCUGCUACGGGCAACGGAGCCACACCCAUCGGCAUGCCGCCGCCCAAACCCACCUCCUGGGCAGCUAUCGCCAGUAAGCCGGCCAAGCCCCAGCAGCUGAAGUCUAAAGUCAAAUCAGGGAUGCCCAAUCCAGGGUGUGCUCUUCCUCCCCCUCCCAUCAAACACAACAUGAACAUAGGAACCUGGGACAAGGGUCCAGUGACUAAAGUAGCUACAGCUCCAAUGCAGCAGCAGCCUCUUGGCCUGCCCCAUGGUCUCCAACCCCAGGGUCCACACAUGCAACAGGGUCAACUGCAACACCCUCAACAGUCUCUGGUACAAUCCCAGAUGCAGCAAAUGGCCUUACAACCCCAGCCUCACCACCUUCCCCCACAACAGCCGUAUCAGAACCACGGCCAGCCUCCACAGGCCCAAACCCGCUGGGUCGCCCCACGCAACCGAAAUCAGGGCUAUGGACAGGGCAGUCCCGGCCAGGAUGGCAGUAUUAUGGGAAUUGUGGGAGGAAAUGGUGGCCCUCAGAAUUUAGUAAGCCAGGGUCCGGGUGGAGAGUCCCAUCCAGUGCUGGACAAACUGCGUGCCUCUCAUAGCUACAACCCCAAGGAGUUCGAGUGGAAUUUGAAGAACGGCCGUGUUUUCAUUAUUAAGAGUUACUCUGAGGACGAUAUCCAUCGGUCCAUCAAGUAUUCCAUAUGGUGCAGCACGGAGCACGGCAACAAACGCUUGGACGCAGCGUUCAGAGCCAUAAAUGGAAAAGGCCCAGUCUAUCUGCUGUUCAGUGUCAACGGCAGCGGCCAUUUCUGUGGUGUGGCAGAGAUGCGCUCACCAGUGGACUAUGGCACCAGCGCCGGUGUUUGGGCACAAGACAAGUGGAAGGGAAAGUUUGAUGUGGACUGGUUGUUUGUUAAAGAUGUGCCUAACAGCCAGCUGCGCCACAUUCGCCUGGAAAACAACGACAACAAACCUGUGACAAACUCCCGCGACACUCAGGAGGUUCCUCUGGAGAAGGCCAAGCAGGUGCUGAAGAUCAUCGCGCAGUACAAACACACCACCUCCAUCUUUGAUGACUUCUCCCACUAUGAGAAAAGACAGGAGGAGGAGGAAGAGGUGCACAAGACUUUUGAACCGCCUCAAAUACAGAACCGCUCUCGAUUGGAUCAGGAACGCCAAAACCGGAACAAACAAUAG
Molecule: messenger RNA, 1836 nt
Organism: Knipowitschia caucasica
Lineage: Eukaryota; Metazoa; Chordata; Actinopteri; Gobiiformes; Gobiidae
Source: the annotation of a GenBank genome assembly